Fusarium falciforme is the source of this 822-nucleotide messenger RNA. RefSeq lists its product as hypothetical. Lineage: Eukaryota; Fungi; Ascomycota; Sordariomycetes; Hypocreales; Nectriaceae. The coding region runs from base 1 to 822 and encodes 273 amino acids. The transcript has 3 exons. The record is from RefSeq and is a predicted model, not a curated record.
AUGUUUUCUCAGCAGUUUGCUCGCAACGGUCGUCUCGCAGGCCAGGCGGCCAGGCGGUUCGCUCGUGCUGGUCAACAGACACGGAGUUAUGCGACACCAGCAGCGGCAGCAGUAGCCGGAGGCGCAUUCAAGAGAGCAGCGGCCAUGCUGGUGGCCGGCCUGGGAGCUAGCACGGCUGGAGGUUUCGGAACAUGGUACACGAUGCACUCCAAUGGCAUGGGCUUCCACUCGGACGAGGAGAGCCUGCGACGCUUCGUCGCCGACGCCGAGGAGGCGCGCAUGGUGGAGGAGACCAUCAACAAGCACCCGCUCAUCGCAGAGCUCCGAGCCGACCCCACCCUCACCGAGUCACGACCACACAUGAAGAUGCCCGGUUCGUAUCGGAGCCGGAGCCUGACGGGCGGGGCGCUCAUCGGCGAGGGUAAGAUGCCCGUGCCGCCGUACGCAUGGAUCGCACCCGAGGGAAAGAAGCUCGUGUCGGUGGCAUACGUGGGAGAGGACCUCUGUGGCCACCCUGGCAUCGUCCACGGUGGCUUCCUGGCUACGAUGCUGGAUGAGGGUCUUGGACGAUGCUCGUUUGGCGCACUGCCUCACAACAUCGCCGUGACGGCCAACCUCAACGUCGACUACCGCAAGCCGACGCCUGCGGGGAGCUUCCUGGUCUUGAGAGCAGAGACAUACAAGGUGGAGGGCCGCAAGGCCUGGGUCAGGGGCCAUAUCGAGCUGCUGGCCGAGCCGGGCGAGAAGCCAACCAUCCUGGCCGAGGCCGAAGGAUUGUUCGUUUCGCCCAAGUACGCUGCGGUGAUGCCCAAGAUUGGUUAG